Ceratosolen solmsi marchali is the source of this 561-nucleotide messenger RNA. RefSeq lists its product as uncharacterized. NCBI's taxonomy places the organism in Eukaryota, Metazoa, Arthropoda, Insecta, Hymenoptera, Agaonidae. The annotation marks the transcript as partial. The transcript is spliced from 2 exons. The record is from RefSeq and is a predicted model, not a curated record.
GAAAACGUGAUCUGUUUGCGCAAGCUGCUGGAAUACCUGAUCCAGAAGGAUGGCUCGGUGGUGUGCAAAUGGUGUGGCGAGGUGCUGCCCUCGCGGACCCGCUGGUACCGGCACAAGUACAAGCUCCACGUGACGACGCAAGUCGCCCAGCCGGCGCCUCUCUUCAAGUGUCACAGUUGCAACGCAUACUUCAAGUCGCGGAAGGGCUACAUCGGCCACCUGAGCUCGCGGCACUCGCCCGACGACGCGGAGAACGACGAGAAUCGGGAGGACCCGCCACCCAAUAGCAAGAGCCCCGCCGGGAACAACGGCAGGCCCAGCGCCAGGAAACCCGCCGACAUCGGCAAGGGCCCGGACUGGGAGCAGCAGCGCGAGAAGGAGGAGAAGCUGGUGGCGGACAUAAUCGACCGGGUGAAGCGGGAGUGCGAGGCGCAGGGCGAGACGGUAACUAGGCGCGGAUACUCCAGGCGCUCCACCGUCAUGAACAGCUAAGGCCGGCCCCCCCAGGACGGCGCCCCGGCCGCGGAUCCACGUCGACGGACCAUCUUCAUCAGCCUCUGG